This is a messenger RNA of Glycine soja, 2065 nucleotides long. Its product is annotated as D-lactate dehydrogenase [cytochrome], mitochondrial. The record is from RefSeq and is a predicted model, not a curated record. Gene Ontology annotation, biological process: lactate catabolic process. Gene Ontology annotation, molecular function: D-lactate dehydrogenase (cytochrome) activity; FAD binding; D-lactate dehydrogenase (NAD+) activity. The coding region runs from base 53 to 1762 and encodes 569 amino acids. Gene Ontology annotation, cellular component: mitochondrion. Lineage: Eukaryota; Viridiplantae; Streptophyta; Magnoliopsida; Fabales; Fabaceae. The transcript has 18 exons.
AUUAGUGAUCCACCAUGCCUGUCGGUAGGCCGGUUUUAAAUACUAUGAGUGAAUGAGCUUCUUCGUUUCGUUUGAUGUCAACAGCAUGUCAAAUUUCUCCUCCUGGUACUCUCGUUUUCGUUUUUCGGCCAAGUACUUGUACUGCUACCACCGCACUCUCCACAAAAACGCACCCAGCACCAUCUUCAACAACCACGGAACCAGGAAGAACGCAUGGCCAACCUCUCUGCUUCCUUUGGCGCUCGCUGUUUCCGCUGGAUCACUCGCUCUUCAACCACACUUCAAUCCUUCCUUCUGCGACACCGACGACAGAGGUGUGGGUGUUGGGGGCAAAGGCAGCACGCAAUACGUUGUUAAGGGAUCACAGAAAGAAUUUCCGCGGGAGCUUCUUCAGGAUUUGAAAAUCGUCUGUCAGGAUAACAUAUCUCUUGAUUAUGAUGAAAGAUAUAUCCAUGGAAAACCACAAAACAGCUUUCACAAGGCUGUCAAUAUCCCAGAUGUGAUUGUUUAUCCAAGAUACGAAGAGGAGGUCUCUAAGAUUGUCAAAUUAUGCAACAGUCAUAAGGUUCCUAUUGUACCAUAUGGUGGAGCUACAUCAAUUGAGGGUCACACCUUAUCCCCUCAUGGAGGAGUUUGCAUUGACAUGUCAUUAAUGAAAAGAGUGAAAGAAUUACAUGUUAAUGACAUGGAUGUUGUUGUUGAGCCUGGCAUUGGAUGGAUGGAGCUUAAUGAGUAUUUGGAACCUUAUGGCCUAUUUUUUCCACUUGAUCCAGGUCCUGGUGCUAGCAUUGGAGGCAUGUGUGCUACACGUUGCUCCGGUUCAUUAGCUGUGAGGUAUGGCACUAUGCGUGAUAAUGUCAUCAGUCUCAAGGUGGUUCUUGCCAAUGGAGACAUUGUGAAGACUGCAUCACGUGCUAGGAAGAGUGCUGCAGGGUAUGAUUUGACCCGCUUGAUGAUUGGAAGUGAAGGAACACUUGGUGUUAUAACAGAAGUAACCCUGCGGCUUCAGAAAAUUCCCCAGUAUUCAGUGGUUGCAAUGUGCAAUUUCCCUUCUGUGAAGGAUGCAGCAGAUGUUGCUAUUGCCACCAUGAUGUCUGGUAUACAGGUGUCAAGGGUAGAGCUAUUGGAUGAAGUUCAAGUGAAAGCUAUCAAUAUUGCUAAUGGGAAGAAUUUGCCUGAAUGUCCAACUUUAAUGUUUGAAUUUAUAGGAACAGAGGCAUAUGCACGUGAACAAACACAAAUUGUUCGGAAACUUGUUUCUGAGCACAAUGGCUCAGAUUUUGUAUUCGCAGAAGAACCUGAAGCAAAAAAAGAACUUUGGAAGGUAAGGAAAGAGGCACUCUGGGCUUGCUUUGCAAUGGAACCAAAUCUGGUGGCAAUGACUACAGAUGUAUGUGUUCCUUUAUCUCACCUUGGCGAUUUAAUUUCAAGGUCUAAAAAGGAGCUGGAUGCAUCACCACUAGUUUGCACAGUAAUUGCGCAUGCUGGUGAUGGUAAUUUCCACACGGUUAUUUUAUUUGAUCCUAACCAAGAAGAACAGCGGCGGGAGGCAGAGAGACUCAACCAGUUUAUGGUUCAUGCUGCCUUGUCAUUAGAAGGAACUUGUACCGGUGAACAUGGUGUUGGAACUGGAAAAAUGAAGUAUCUUGAAGAAGAACUCGGAGUGGAAGCAUUGAGGACAAUGAAAAAAAUAAAAGCAGUCCUAGAUCCCAACGAUAUCAUGAAUCCAGGAAAGCUCAUCCCUCCCCAUGUUUGUUUCUAGUAGUACCGUCACUCCAAGAAGCAAGUUUGUAAUAAAGCAGUCAUGGAUAAAUUUACAAAACCAACGUAUUGCUGUUUCUAACAUCAAGCCAUAUCUGUAGAAUACAUUUUUUUUUAUGAAAUAAGGGCAUGCUGCUCCAUGUAAUUUGUUCAUUGCAUGCUUCAGGCCAUUUUAAGUUUCUGGCCUCGUGUCUGAGGAAGUCUAUGUAAGAAGCUCAGCAAUAACCCUCUUUUUUCUGGCCUUGUGUUAUUUUGAUUAUUAAGAUUUUAAAAGGGCUUUAAUUCAGUUCAUUAAAUUUUUAAA